Messenger RNA from Amblyraja radiata (thorny skate), 1295 nucleotides. Its product is annotated as cholinephosphotransferase 1-like. Gene Ontology annotation, molecular function: diacylglycerol cholinephosphotransferase activity. Gene Ontology annotation, cellular component: endoplasmic reticulum membrane; Golgi apparatus. The transcript has 8 exons. Bases 17 to 1213 code for a protein of 398 amino acids. Gene Ontology annotation, biological process: phospholipid biosynthetic process. NCBI's taxonomy places the organism in Eukaryota, Metazoa, Chordata, Chondrichthyes, Rajiformes, Rajidae. The record is from RefSeq and is a predicted model, not a curated record.
CGCUGGCUGCUUUAGAAUGUUUGGCUGUGACUGUGAGACGAGACGAGACGCGGCGAUGGGAACGCGUUUGCUGCGGCCGCUGAGCGAGGCGCAGCUGAAGCGGUUGGAGGAGCACCAGUACCGCGCGGCCGGCCGCUCGCUGCUCGACCCGGCGCUGCAGCUCUACUGGUGCUGGCUGCUGAACCUGGUGCCCGCCUGGCUGGCGCCCAACGCCAUCACCCUGCUUGGCCUCGCCACCAACCUGCUCAGCACCCUGCUGCUCGUCUACCACUGCCCCCGCGGCACCGAGCAGGCACCGGGGUAUGUGUAUGUGCUGUGCGGUCUCGGAUUAUUUAUCUACCAGACGUUGGAUGCCCUUGAUGGGAAGCAGGCUCGAAAGACCAACACUUGCACUCCACUUGUGGAACUGUUUGACCAUGGUUGUGAUUCUUUUUCUACAGUUGUGGUCGGUUUGAGCACCUGUCUGGCCAUUCGCUUGGGAACCGAUUCUGACCUGAUGUUCUUCUCCUGCUUUAUCGGGCUGUUCGUCUUCUACUGCGCCCACUGGCAAGUAUAUGUCUUGGGCUUCAUGCGGUUUGGAAAAGUUGAUGUAACUGAAGUUCAAAUCUGCGUAAUGCUCAUCUUUUUCUUGUCUGCCAUUGGAGGAGCAACACUGUGGGACAACGUGAUUCCAGUAUUAGGAAUACGGAUGAAAAUACUUGCAGUGUUUGGGAUAAUCGCUGGCGCUAUCUAUUCCUGUGUCAAAUACUUCCAAGUCAUCUUUACUGGCGGCAUGGGGAAAAAUGGCUCCACAAUAGCGGGAACCAGCGUUCUCUCGCCAGCCUUGCACAUCGGGCUUGUUAUGGUAAUGGCCGCAAUGAUCUACAAGAAAUCCACUACACAUUUGUUUGAGGAACACCCUUGUCUCUAUGUCCUGGCAUUCGGAUGCGUGACUUCAAAAGUCACCAACAAAUUGGUGGUGGCACACAUAACCAAAAGCAAGAUGAAGCUACAAGACACAACAUUCAUCGGACCUGCACUGCUCUUCUUCAAUCAGUACUUCAAUAGCUUUAUUAAUGAGUAUUAUGUACUGUGGGUAGCAAUGAUCCUGUCUCUGUGCGACCUGCUGCUUUACUACACGACCGUCUGCAUUCAGAUUGCGGCACACCUGCGCAUCGAGGUCUUCCGCAUCCCCCUGCAAGCAGCAGAGCAGAAGCAGAGCCACAACGAGUGACAAUUUGCCCAGCAGGAGGAGCGGCGAGGGACCACCAGAACAAUGCCACCACGACCAAACACUAACCCCACACCUCCUCGUU